Molecule: messenger RNA, 1824 nt
Organism: Nestor notabilis (Kea)
Lineage: Eukaryota; Metazoa; Chordata; Aves; Psittaciformes; Psittacidae
Gene: C2CD2L
Product: C2CD2-like
Biological process (GO): positive regulation of insulin secretion involved in cellular response to glucose stimulus
Cellular component (GO): cytoplasmic side of apical plasma membrane
Molecular function (GO): phosphatidylinositol binding; phosphatidylinositol transfer activity
Source: RefSeq, a predicted model, not a curated record
AGUUCAGUGCAGAUCACGUUCGAAGAGGGUUCCCAGCUACCACCAGCUGCAAGUAUAAGCCGAGUGAUGUGCAAGGGACAGUCGGACCGCAGCAUGGUGCUGUGUUGCCAUCUGUCAGCUGAAGCUGUGAAAUUCCCUGUGUCUGUUACUCAGCAGUCCCCAGUUGCUGUUUCUGUGGACACCUAUCAUGUCACUUUGGCUGUGCUGCAGGCUCAGGUGGAGAUCCACUUGGAGGAGAUUCAGAACGAAGGUCUUUUGGUGUCGUGGACAUUCAAGGACAGACCGGACUUGAACCUUUCCGUUCUUCCAAGACUUCAACUUCGUGAGAAGAAUGAAGGGAGAGCAGAUCUCUCCACCAUAAAGGAUCUGAUUGAGGAUACCAUCAUCAGCACGCAGCCGGCCAUGACGGUGAAUCUGAAGGCCUGCACUGCUGGAGCUGGUGCAAUUCCCAGUGAUAAGCUGACUCGAGAGUCGCUGUCCAGAGUAGCCCCUCUGGGUUCUAAGCUGUUGCUCCGGAAUCUUCGAGUGCUGAACUUGGGCUGCCAGGGGAAAGGAGGACUUGAGGAGAUACGCUGCGUGGCAGAACUAGACAGCCCACCACAGCAGAAGUGGACAAGGCCAGUGGCAGCUGGCAGUGCCAGCACUGUGGCAGAAAUGGAGUGGAACGAGGAGCUCUUUCUGGAGUUGGGACACAGAAGUAGGGAGCUGAAACUACAGGUGCUGGGGAACAGCGGCAGAGGGGGAAGUGUGCUGCUGGCACAUGCCACGCUUUUGCUUGAUUCUUUGGGCAAACAACCUUCUGGGAGACAGGUCUGCUCCCUGGCCCCGGGAGCUGGUGGUGCUGAAGCUACCAUUAUGUUGGAGCUGCUAUUCCAGGAGUCUCCUGCAUCUCUGAAUGCUCAGCACGCUACGUCUCUGCGAACCAGCAUCACCCCCACUAAGAAGGUGGAGAUGGACCGGACCAUCAUGCCUGAUGGCACCAUUGUGACCACCGUCACCACGAUUCAGUCCCGGCCCAAGGCAGACUGCAAACUGGAUUCGCCAUCGAGGUCGCCUUCCAAGGUGGAAGUGACCGAAAAGAAGACAACUGUGCUUUUGGAGAGUGGCUGCCCCUUGCCCAGCAGUAGCCGGGAUAGCCAUAUGCCCAACGGCUUGGAUCCAGUGGCUGAGACGGCGAUCAGGCAGCUGACUGAGACAAAUAACAAGCCUGCCAAGAAGACCCCAACAAAGCGUAGCACGCUGAUCAUCUCGGGAGUUUCCAAGGUACCUAUCGCUCAAGAUGAAAUGGCACUUUCUCUGGGUUACGCUGCAUCCCUGGAGGCCACAGCAUACGGGGAUUCUGUGGCAGAGGGCACAGGCGAGUGGAUGCACGAUUCUACUGAAUCAUCACAGCUGCCAGAAUCGUCACCGUCUGGACAAAGAGCUGGUCAGGAGCUGGAUGAGACAACGCGGUCGGACAUCUCCGAGAGGCCGUCGGUGGAAGAUGUUGAGUCGGAAACUGGCUCCACGGGAGCACUUGAGACCAGGAGCUUGAAAGAUCACAAAGUUAGCUUUCUUCGGAGUGGAACCAAGCUCAUCUUCCGGAGGAGGAGCAAGCAGAAGGAAGCGGGCCUAAGCCAGUCACACGAUGACUUGUCCAAUGUUGCCACUGACUCCACUGCCGGGAAGAAAGCUGGCAGCUUCUCCCGUCGCCUCAUCAAGCGCUUCUCCUUCAAGUCUAAAUCCAAACCCAAAGUUAACGACAGCGCGACGGCAGAAAAUCCAGGCGGUAUGCUAAUCCUGGUGGAAAUCCCAGGAGCUGUGGAAGCGACUCUGCCCGUGUAG